CCUCCGGGCUGGCUGGCGGGGUUCGGGCUUCCCGGUUCCCUUUCCCUGCAAACCCCGGCAACUAGCCGGCGACGUCCUCGCUCCGGAGACGAGCGGCUGACAGUUCCGGCAGGGGCGCGGGGAACGCGCCGCGGGAGCUGGAGAUAACAGGAGGAAGUAACCAUGCAGGCAUUUCUAAAAGGUGCCUCUAUCAGCACUAAACCACCACCAACCAAGGACCGAGGAGUCGCUGCCACUGCAGGAAGCAGUGGAGAGAACAAGAAGGUUAAACCUGUUCCGUGGGUGGAGAAAUAUCGCCCAAAAUGUGUGGAUGAAGUUGCUUUCCAGGAAGAAGUAGUUGCAGUGCUGAAAAAAUCUUUAGAAGGAGCUGAUCUCCCUAAUCUUUUAUUUUAUGGGCCACCUGGAACUGGAAAAACAUCCACUAUUUUGGCAGCCGCUAGGGAACUUUUUGGGCCUGAGCUUUUUCGAUUAAGAGUUCUUGAGUUAAAUGCAUCUGAUGAACGUGGAAUACAAGUAGUUAGAGAGAAGGUGAAGAAUUUUGCUCAGUUAACUGUGUCAGGAAGCCGUACAGAUGGGAAGCCAUGUCCUCCUUUUAAAAUUGUGAUUCUGGAUGAAGCAGAUUCCAUGACCUCAGCUGCUCAAGCAGCUUUAAGAAGAACCAUGGAGAAAGAGUCUAAAACCACACGAUUCUGUCUCAUCUGUAACUAUGUCAGUCGAAUAAUUGAACCCUUGACCUCUAGAUGCUCUAAAUUUCGCUUCAAACCUCUCUCAGAUAAAAUUCAACAGCAGCGAUUACUAGACAUUGCUGAUAAAGAACAUGUCAAAAUUAGCAAUGAGGGAAUAACCUAUCUUGUUAAAGUAUCAGAAGGAGACUUAAGAAAGGCCAUUACAUUUCUUCAAAGUGCUACUCGAUUAACAGGUGGGAAAGAGGUUACAGAGAAGGUGAUCACAGACAUUGCUGGGGUAAUACCGGGAGACACUAUUGAUGUCCUAUUUGCUGUGUGUCAGAGUGGGUCAUUUGACAAAUUAGAAACUGCGGUGAAGGAUUUAAUAAAUGAGGGACAUGCAGCAACUCAGCUGGUAAAUCAACUUCAUGAUGCUGUUGUAGAAAAAGAUGAUCUUUCUGAUAAGCAGAAGUCAGUCAUAACUGAAAAACUUGCUGAAGUGGACAAGUGCUUAGCAGACGGUGCUGAUGAACACUUGCAACUGAUUAGCCUCUGUGCUACUGUGAUGCAACAGCUGACCCAAAAUUGUUAAAUUUUUUGUAUGUGAAAUAAAUUUACCAGUACACAUUUUAAAGUGAAUAUACAAUUUAUUAAACAUUCAAACUUCAUUAAGACAUGUGCAAUAUGGCAAUUUUACUUGGGGUUAUACCCUACUAAGAUAUGAUUGCUUGCUGGGGCUUAGCAACAGGGUCCAGUUCACACUUAGCACUAAUUAAAUACUUUAUUGAAUAAAUACAAUACCAAAACAAAAUGCAUUCAAAUGCUUCCUAGAAAAAAAAAAGGUCAAUCUUAAGGGCCUGUCUAUUGA
Molecule: messenger RNA, 1533 nt
Organism: Sorex fumeus (smoky shrew)
Lineage: Eukaryota; Metazoa; Chordata; Mammalia; Eulipotyphla; Soricidae
Gene: RFC4
Product: replication factor C subunit 4
Exons: 11
Coding region: 163-1257 (364 amino acids)
Biological process (GO): DNA-templated DNA replication; DNA repair
Cellular component (GO): DNA replication factor C complex; nucleus
Molecular function (GO): ATP hydrolysis activity; DNA clamp loader activity; DNA binding
Source: RefSeq, a predicted model, not a curated record